GUAAUCAAGGGAAGAUUGAAAUUGAGAGAGAGAAAGAGAUAGAGGGAGAGAGUGAAGAUGGUUUUGCUUGAGAAGCUUUGGGAUGAUGUUGUGGCUGGGCCUCAGCCUGAUCGUGGUCUGGGCAAGCUCAGGAAGCUCACCACCAAGCCCUUGAGCGUUAAAACUGAUGAAGGAGAAAGCAGCAAGUACCAGAGGUCCAUGUCGAUGCCGGCGAGCCCUGGAACUCCGGCGACGCCUAUGACUCCCACCACUCCCACGUCGGCUCGUAAGGACAACGUUUGGAGGAGCGUGUUCCACCCAGGUAGCAACCUCGCCACCAAGGGGAUGGGUUCUGAUUACUUCGACAAGCCAACUAAGAAGGACAACCCAACUGUUUACGACUGGCUUUACAGUGGGGAGACAAGGACCAAGCACCACCACUGAGACGGCGGUUACCGGGGGUUGCAUGUACAUACUGUUUUUUGCUUUCCAGUAUCUGCAACGUGUCAUCACCAUUUUAAUGGUUCUGUGAUUACGUGUCCUAGCUAGGAGUGUGAGCUGAGCAAGUAAGCUUAAAAUUGGGUUUUGUUAAGGUGUGAAGCGCUGACACGGUUGAGACGAGUCCUUUUGGGUUGUUUUAACUUCAGAUCUACCGUGAACGGUGGUGAUGAGUAUGUUUUUGUAUUAUUAUUGCAGCUGUUAUUAAUAAUAAUAAUAAAGAAAUGGUAUGUGUA
Molecule: messenger RNA, 713 nt
Organism: Vitis riparia (riverbank grape)
Lineage: Eukaryota; Viridiplantae; Streptophyta; Magnoliopsida; Vitales; Vitaceae
Product: auxin-repressed 12.5 kDa protein-like
Exons: 3
Coding region: 58-423 (121 amino acids)
Source: RefSeq, a predicted model, not a curated record